CAAAUCGGCCUAGAAAAUCGCAACUUUUAAUUUUCCGUCUGUCUUAGUACACGAUGUAACUACAGAAGAGUCAAGUUUUAAAUAGGAAAAUAUUGAAACUAUUUGGUUAUUUUUUUAGUGGAUGCUAAUGGUCUUAAUCAGAUUCAAUGGAUUGUGCUAAGCUAUGCUAAAAGUAAUACCACCAGACCAGAGAGCAGCUGAAUGGAUUCCAAAACGGUAAAAAUCAAAUGUUUAACCCUAGGGGAAAUGGAAAAUGAGCAUAUUUUCAAAAAAAAAGUGGAGUGUCCCUUUAAGCUGGCGUUUCACCCUGUAAAGUGUGAAAACUUUCACUUAUGUAAAUUUCUCUUACAGAAGGGAAGUUACUUCACAGAGACUUCUUCUUUUAAUCUUUUAUACACUAGAUUCUAGUUCUCUCUAUUUAAUAUCCCUACUAGGGCUGCUGACACAAUCGCAUACGCUAAGCUACUUUAUAUGUAAUAAUCAUAUAGUAUAUUUAAUUAUAUAUUAUUUUAUAUUAUUGAGUACUAAUAACUAAGAACGUGAAUUACAAUGCUACAAGUUUUUCUGCUUCUCCUCCCUGGUGUUCUCUGUACUGAUUGGAAUGUGAUGCUCUCUUUAUCGAUCUGUGGAGUGCGAGGAUCCAAUGUCACUAUUCCUUGUAAUUUUACAUAUCCAACAAACCCACACUUACAAGUAACACAAGUGUUAUGGUGCGCUAAAAAAGACCAUGACAAGUGUGACAGAGAAGGGCCUUAUGUUUAUGAUAGUUCAAACACAAACAAUCGAAACAACUUUCAGUACACUGGUAAUAACAUUUCAGAUUGUUCUUUGUUGAUCAGUAAUAUUAAUUCAACGAGUUCUGGAGUGUAUUUAUUUAGAUUUAUAACCAGUUUGCCAGAUGGACGUUAUUCAACUAAAGAAGGAGCGGAUGUUACAGUCACAGAUUUAAAAGUGUCCAUGAUGAAGUUCGGAGACAAUGAAAACAUAACAGUUGGAGACUCUUUGAAUUUGACAUGCACUGUGUCCUGCCCUGGUCAUUUACCAGAGCUUCAAUGGUUGAAGGAUCAUCAGACAAUACCACAUACAGGCCCCAUCCUCACCUUCAAAAGUGUGACUCCUAAAGACUCUGGGAAUUACUCUUGUUCUUUGAAAAACUUUAAAUUAAGUGAAUCAGAACAAAUCGGACUGUAUGUUGAAGGAUCUGUCUUCCAAGAGACUUCCUGGUCCACAACAUAUUUUUGGGUUGGGAUUACUGGAGCGUGUUUGGUCUUGAUUAUUUUCAUUGUUUUAGCUGUGAUACUCAUAAAAAGGAAAGCAAAAACUCAAGAGACAACCACAUCAGAGGACGAGGGAAAAACAACUCAGAGAUCAGAUGAUGUACCGCAAGAGGAAGAAGUGCAAUAUGCAUCUGUCAGCAUCAAAACCAAAGAAAUGCUGGCGAACACCGAGCCAAAGAAUGAAGAUUCAACCAUCUAUAGUGGAGUAAGGGUUCGUGAAGUUAAAGGAGAAAUAUGAACAUUUCUCUUUAAUUCUUUAGGGGUUCAUGUAAAAACAUUGAAUGAAGCCAUUUGGAAGAGUGGCAAAACAUC
Messenger RNA from Paramisgurnus dabryanus, 1589 nucleotides. RefSeq lists its product as uncharacterized. The record is from RefSeq and is a predicted model, not a curated record. NCBI's taxonomy places the organism in Eukaryota, Metazoa, Chordata, Actinopteri, Cypriniformes, Cobitidae.